Molecule: messenger RNA, 685 nt
Organism: Daucus carota subsp. sativus
Lineage: Eukaryota; Viridiplantae; Streptophyta; Magnoliopsida; Apiales; Apiaceae
Product: ras-related protein RABA4d
Exons: 2
Coding region: 1-666 (221 amino acids)
Biological process (GO): vesicle-mediated transport
Cellular component (GO): endosome
Molecular function (GO): GTP binding; GTPase activity
Source: RefSeq, a predicted model, not a curated record
AUGUCGAAUUCAAAUAAUGAUUAUGAUACAAAGAUUGAUUAUGUAUUCAAGGUUGUCCUAAUAGGGGACUCUGCAGUUGGGAAAUCACAGCUGUUGUCUAGGUUUGCUAGGAAUGAAUUUACUAUAGAUUCAAAAGCAACGAUCGGGGUUGAAUUCCAGACCAAGACCCUUAUACUUGACCAUAAAGUCGUCAAGGCCCAGAUUUGGGACACUGCUGGCCAAGAACGGUAUAGAGCAGUAACUAGUGCAUAUUACCGAGGGGCAGUGGGGGCAAUCUUAGUGUAUGACAUGACAAAGCGUCAGACAUUUGAGCACAUCGCUAAUUGGCUUGAGGAAUUAAGGGGGCGUGCUGACAAGAACAUUAUGAUCAUGCUCAUUGGCAACAAGAGUGACUUGGGAAGUCUUAGAGCAGUACCAAUUGAGGAUGCCCAGGAGUUUGCUGAUAAAGAAAACUUAUGUUUUAUGGAGACAUCAGCCCUCGAAGCAACUAAUGUUGAGGCUGUAUUUUUGACGGUUCUGAAAGAGAUAUAUAGGAUCAUAAGUAAGAAAUCCCUUGCCGCUAAAGAUAUAGACUAUAAGGCCGUGUCUCUCAAGGGGACUAAAUUAGUCGUCCCUGGCCAGGAGUCAAAUUCUAGUGGAAUGAUUGGUGGUGGUUGUUGCGCCUAGUAAUCUUCUUUUUCUACAA